Messenger RNA from Cantharellus anzutake, 615 nucleotides. RefSeq lists its product as uncharacterized. The record is from RefSeq and is a predicted model, not a curated record. Bases 1 to 615 code for a protein of 204 amino acids. NCBI's taxonomy places the organism in Eukaryota, Fungi, Basidiomycota, Agaricomycetes, Cantharellales, Hydnaceae. The transcript is spliced from 2 exons.
AUGUCUUAUAAGUCUGGUUAUAUCGAAUCCUCUAACGGCCCUUGCCGUGAGAACUCGAGGUCGCGAGUCGAAGACUCUCGACAUGUGUAUUGUCCUAUUGAAUCUGUACCCUAUGGGUCCUUGUCACUCCACUCUCCCCCCAGUACUCGACAUACAAUGUCACAUCACGAUCAUGGAGAUCGUGAAUACUCUGAGGCCCACUUUCCCGUGAUGCCGGCACGUUCGCUACGCAAAUGCCAAGUCGCUGCCCAUCCACCAUCUGUUCCCUCCUUCGUCAGUCAUCAGGAUUCCCCACCAACAGUACAUUCCCUUUGGGAACGCCAAGUCACCGAAGGCCCUAUUAGUCAGUCCUCAUUGCACGCUUAUGAUAUCAACCUGCUACCGUUGCGACCUCGCACAUGGUACACUCCAUUGAGGAGUGCCAAGUACCUGUGGCUGACCCAUCUGUCCUGGCAUCUCCGACUACCUACCAUCAAUCCCUUAAUAGCUCACUACAUCACCAAUUGUGAUCGAUGGGAAUUUGAUCGUCCACUCCCAGGCAAGACUGGGAUCACUCAUCGUGUCAUAUCCAUCCCCGGCCAUCGACUUCCGGUCUCUCCGAUCCCUCCGUUCUAA